Molecule: messenger RNA, 1010 nt
Organism: Cygnus atratus (black swan)
Lineage: Eukaryota; Metazoa; Chordata; Aves; Anseriformes; Anatidae
Gene: XPA
Product: XPA, DNA damage recognition and repair factor
Exons: 6
Coding region: 85-924 (279 amino acids)
Biological process (GO): base-excision repair; nucleotide-excision repair, DNA damage recognition; nucleotide-excision repair involved in interstrand cross-link repair
Cellular component (GO): nucleotide-excision repair factor 1 complex
Molecular function (GO): damaged DNA binding
Source: RefSeq, a predicted model, not a curated record
UCGGCGAGGGGAAGGGCGAGCCCGCCGCUGACGGAGCGGGGGGAGCUCCGCGCCCAGCACAGCCCGGCCGAUCCCCGCACCGCCAUGGCGGGCGAGGCCCCCGCGGGGGCUCGGCAGGCUCGGGGCGCGGCGGCCGGCGAGGAGCGGCCGCCCCUCUCGGCGGCGGCGCUGGCCAAGAUGGAGCGGAACCGGCAGCGGGCGCUGGCACUGCGGCAGGCGCGGCUGGCGGCACGGCCCUACCCUGCCGCAGGCGGCGUGCGGGUGCGGGCCCCCGCCAAGGUCGUGGACACGGGAGGGGGCUUCUUCCUGGAGGAGGAGGAGGAGGAGGAGGAGGAGAAGGAGGAGGAAGAGCACGGCGGCGCCGCCAGGAUCGUGCGUCCGCCCGCACCUGUGCUAGAAUUUGACUAUCUCAUCUGUGGAGACUGUGGCAAAGAAUUCAUGGAUUCCUACCUUAUGCAGCACUUUGAUUGGGCAACUUGUGAUAAUUGCAGAGAUGCCGAAGAUAAACAUAAGCUUAUAACAAGGACAGAAGCAAAAGAAGAGUAUCUUCUUAAAGACUGUGACUUAGACAAGAGGGAACCAGUGCUCAGAUUUAUUGUGAAGAAAAACCCUCACAACCCUCGGUGGGGUGACAUGAAACUUUAUUUAAAACUGCAGGUAAUCAAGCGUUCUCUUGAAGUCUGGGGUAGUGAAGAAUCAUUGCAAGAAGCAAAGGAACUCCGCCGUGACAGCAGAGAGAAGAUGAAACAGAAGAAGUUUGAUAAGAAGGUUAAAGAGCUCCGUCGUGCAGUGAGGAGCAGUUUGUGGAAGAGAGCAGCUAGCAUCCAUGAACAUGAAUAUGGACCAGAAGAAAACAUUGAUGAAGACACUUACAAAAAGACAUGUACUGUAUGUGGCCACGAAUUAACUUACGAGAAGAUGUAAUGUUAUUUUUUUUAAUUUAAUUAUCUUUUUAAUUGCAUUUUGUAUUAAAGUCAAAUAAAUGCUAAUUAUGAGCAAACCGUGGACAA